Messenger RNA from Penicillium vulpinum, 1908 nucleotides. Its product is annotated as putative glycerol:H+ symporter (Gup1). Gene Ontology annotation, cellular component: endoplasmic reticulum. The transcript has 4 exons. Lineage: Eukaryota; Fungi; Ascomycota; Eurotiomycetes; Eurotiales; Aspergillaceae. The coding region runs from base 1 to 1908 and encodes 635 amino acids. The record is from RefSeq and is a predicted model, not a curated record. Gene Ontology annotation, biological process: GPI anchor biosynthetic process.
AUGCCCUUCAUUUUCGCCUGGCUUCGGCGGGUCUACUCGCUAGACACCCUUGACACUCGUUUUACCUCCUCCGCAACCCCUUCCCACCCCGACACGCGACCCUCUUCCGCUAAAGAUGCCCGCGCCAAUGCAACCGCCCAGGGCGCGUCACCUUCACUUUGGCGCACACCAGAAUUCUUUGUCUACUACUUGUUCUUUAUUAUACUUGUCCCGUUGAUGUUUAAGACUGUCAUCGAUGCCUCGAAGGAAAGUCACCCAGGCUACUCCACAUACUCUCACCUUUUAUCGCCCGGUUGGAUCCCUGGUCGUAAGGUGGACAACUCCGAUUCGCAAUAUGAAGGCUUCCGCGACAAUAUCCCUGUACUUCUACUACUCCUAAUCGCCCAUCCUUUGAUUCGCCGUGUUUAUCAGUCGUAUGCGAACCGCUCGAAAGUGGGAACAAAACAAUUGAGUCCUUCUGUGGUUAGCACGGGUGAUGCUCAACUUGAACAGCGAAUGCGUUUCGAUUUUUGGUUCGGACUAGUCUUCAUAACAGCACUUCAUGGAGUAUCCGCUCUAAAAGUGUUAUCAAUUCUGUAUAUCAACUUCCGAAUCGGCAAGGAUGUUCCUCGUUCCUACGUGCCUACCGCCACGUGGGUAUUCAACAUCUGCGUCUUGUUUGCCAAUGAGUUCAGCGGUGGCUACUCCCUCGUGCGGAUAGCAAAGGUCUUCGCCCCUGGGUCUGGGAUGUCAGAAGAUAGUACCACCAUGCUAGUCCAAUGGGCUCAGACUCUAGAUGAUCUUGGAGGACUGAUGCCGCGAUGGGAGGUUCUUUUCAAAGUCACGGUGCUGCGCCUCAUCAGCUUCAACAUGGACCGCCACUGGAGUGUAGACUACCCUGCGGCAAGUCCAAUUGAAAAGCAGCUAGACCCCGCGGCCCUCUCUGACCGUGACCGGGUCAAGAUCCCCGCAGAACCAGCCGCUUUUACAUUCCGCAACUACAUCGCCUAUAUGCUCUACUCACCGUUGUAUUUGGCUGGUCCCAUCCUGACAUUCAACGACUACGUUUCUCAACAGCGAUAUACAGCGGCAUCACUCACCCGAGCUCGCAUCAUCAUGUAUGCCGUCCGCUUUGGCCUCACUCUGCUCUGCAUGGAGGUUAUCCUCCACUAUAUUUAUGCGGUAGCAAUCUCCAAAGCUGAGCCAGACUGGUCUGUCUUUACCCCGGGGCAAUUAAGUAUGCUCGCUUUCUUCAACCUGCAUAUAAUCUGGCUGAAACUCCUCAUCCCCUGGCGAUUCUUCCGUCUCUGGGCCCUCAUGGACGGGAUUGACCCACCAGAAAACAUGGUCCGCUGCAUGUCCAAUAACUACUCCGCCCUCGCUUUUUGGCGCGGCUGGCACCGCUCCUACAACCGCUGGAUCGUCCGCUACAUCUACAUCCCACUCGGCGGUGGCGGCGGUGGACGACGCCCACCUGGAGCACCCAAACCAUCUUCACCACCUCAGUCCAACUUUAUGGGCAAGUUCUUGCAAAUCCGCAACUUCCUGCUGGUCUUCACCUUCGUCGCCUUAUGGCACGAUAUCAACCUCCGCUUGCUCAUGUGGGGCUGGCUCGUUACUCUCUUCGUUCUACCAGAAGUUCUGGGCGGCAUGCUUUUCCCGGCCCACCGCUGGCGCUCUCGUCCCACUAUGUACCGUGUCAUCUGUGGCAUUGGCUCCGUUGGCAACGUCCUUAUGAUGAUCAUUGCAAACUUAGUCGGCUUUGCGCUGGGUCUGGAUGGAUUAAAGGAUCUGCUUGCCAGCCUAACAGGCUCAUACUCUGGCAUUGCGUAUAUGAUUUCCUGUUGCGUAGUACUUUUCGUUGGCGUGCAGGUUAUGUUCGAAGUUCGCGAAGACGAGCUUCGUGCGGGCAUCAACCUGAAAUGUUGA